AUGCCCUAUUUCAAGCGCAACGAGAACAUCUCCAUCUAUUACCUCGAUGAGGGCCCGCAAGAUGCACAAGCUGUGCUUCUCAUUCCCGGCAUCACCUGCGACCUCCACGAUUGGAACUGGCAGGUACCCUUCCUUCUCACGCAUGGCUUCCGCGUGAUUACUCCGGAUCCCAGGGGACAGGGACGUUCAUCCGCCCCGGCACCUACUCCGGACAUCAAUUCAUACCCUGGGCCGGACGCUGACUCCGCCGUCAUUGACUACUAUCCGCAGUCCGCUGCCUUGGACUUCAUCGCCCUUCUGCAGCACCUCGAUGUCUCCUCUGUCAUCGUCAUUGCUCAUUCUCUCGGCACGGCCGUGGCGUACCACUUCGCAACUGUGAGGCCGGAUUUGACGCGGGCAAUGGUAAUACUUGACCCGCUUCACUCGAUCCCAAGUGAAACAGUGAACAAGUAUCUCACCGAUCCUCUGCAAACUUUGCAGAACCUUGCCAUGCUCUUUGGGCCCGCUCUAUAUCCGCCUACGGUCCCUGCUUGGCACUUGACCUGGAUAGGCAGACGUCGUUUGGCCGGAGAUAUGAACGUCAUCUUGGCUCAGUCAUACGCAUGCCAAGUUGACCCAGAAGCAAUUGGGAGGCGAGAGGUCUCCGCGGCUCAACACGAUGGCAAGAUUAAGUGCCCACGGUUGACUAUGGGAAACAGCGAAUAUUGGGUCACAACGGAAAGAAGCUAUUUGUCUCCCAGUAGUGAGUUCGACGAGAUACAUCUCGUAGAGGGUAUCGGUCAUUGGUUUCACCAGCUCAAGAGUGAGGAGGUCAAUGGGUAUAUCCAACGCUGGUUUGAAAAGAUUGGGCUGAUUCCAGUGAAGGGAGACAACGAAAAUGUUGAGGCCUAG
Colletotrichum tamarilloi is the source of this 891-nucleotide messenger RNA. RefSeq lists its product as uncharacterized. The transcript has a single exon. Bases 1 to 891 code for a protein of 296 amino acids. Gene Ontology annotation, molecular function: hydrolase activity. NCBI's taxonomy places the organism in Eukaryota, Fungi, Ascomycota, Sordariomycetes, Glomerellales, Glomerellaceae. The record is from RefSeq and is a predicted model, not a curated record.